UCUGUCUCCCUCUCUCUCUCCUCCUGAUGGCAAAAGGCAGCUGUUUGCUUUUCAUGUGAACCACACAGAGAGAUCGCUGUUUGGAGAUGUGGUGCAACGAAGAAACCCUAUAGACACACAGACAGAAGGCUAAACCCGAUGGAUCUAAAGCCACCAGCCGAGGAUGGGGUCAGCAACCACCCAGCGAGCGUGGAAGCCUUUGCCAACACGUCCACCCUGCAUGGCAUCAGCCACAUCUUCACCUACGAACGGUUUUCCUUCAAGCGCAUCAUCUGGACCUUGGCGUUUCUGGGGUCCUUGUCGUUCCUGGUGCACACCUGCACUCAGAGGAUCCAGUACUACUUCCAAUACCCUCACGUCACCAAACUGGACGAGAUCAGCGCCACCAACAUGACCUUCCCAGCCAUCACCAUCUGCAACCUCAACGAGUUCAGGUUCAGUAAGAUCACCAAGAAUGACCUCUACCACGCUGGGGAGCUCCUGACCCUCCUCAACAACAGGUACGAGAUCCCAGACCCCCACCUGGCCGAGCGACACAUCCUCGAAGCCCUGGUGGAAAAGGCCAACUUCAGGAACUUCAAACCCAAACCUUUCAACAUGAGGGAGUUCUACGCCAGAGCCGGCCACGACAUGAAGGACAUGCUCCUCCACUGCAUCUUCAGGGGAGAGUUCUGCACCGCGCAAGACUUCAAGAUCGUGUUCACCAGGUACGGAAAAUGCUACACCUUCAACUCGGGGCAAAUCAAGGACCAGCCCAUCCUGACCACGCUCAAGGGGGGAACAGGCAAUGGGCUGGAGCUGAUGUUGGACAUUCAGCAGGAUGAGUAUCUCCCUGUCUGGGGAGAGACAGACGAGACCUCCUUCGAGGCGGGAAUCAAGGUGCAGAUCCACAGUCAGAGUGAGCCGCCUUUCAUCGACCAGCUGGGCUUCGGUGUUCCUCCCGGCUUCCAGACCUUCGUUGCCUGUCAGGAGCAGCGGCUGAGAUACCUGCCCCCACCUUGGGGUGAUUGCAAGUCCACGCCAAUGGACUCGGACUUCUUUGACACGUACAGCAUCACUGCUUGCAGGAUCGACUGUGAGACCCGGUAUCUGGUGGAGAACUGUAACUGCCGGAUGGUGCACAUGCCAGGUGAUGCUCCGUAUUGUACGCCGGAACAGUAUAAGGAGUGUGCAGACCCAGCCCUUGAUUUCCUGGUGGAGAAGGACAGUGUCUUCUGCACGUGCGAGACACCCUGCAAUAUGACGAGAUACGGCAAAGAACUGUCCAUGGUCAAGAUCCCCAGCAAAGCCUCAGCUAAAUACCUGGCCAAGAAAUACAACAAGUCUGAAGAUUAUAUUGGGGAGAAUAUUUUGGUGCUGGAUAUUUUCUUCGAGGCUUUGAACUACGAGACCAUCGAACAGAAAAAAGCUUACGAAGUGGCCGGGCUGUUAGGUGACAUCGGGGGGCAAAUGGGUCUGUUCAUCGGGGCCAGCCUACUGACCAUCCUCGAACUCUUUGACUACGUUUACGAGGUGCUAAAGCACAAGAUGUGCGGGGUUUUGCGAAUGGGAAAGCAACAGAAACGAAACAACAACGACAAAGGGGUCACACUGAGCCUGGACGACAUCAAACGCCAUAAUCCGUGCGAGAGCCUGAGAGGACAUCCCACCGGCAUGUCCUACACAGCCAACAUGCUACCUCAUCACCCGCCUCGCAACACUUUUGAGGACUUCACCUGCUGAUGGCGGUGACUUCACAGUCAGAGCCGCCACAACCACACACUUAUCUCACCGGUCAACCAGCGAGAGGGGAGGGAGGAAGGAAGGAAAACAAAA
Callorhinchus milii (elephant shark) is the source of this 1815-nucleotide messenger RNA. RefSeq names its product acid-sensing (proton-gated) ion channel 1b (gene asic1b). Lineage: Eukaryota; Metazoa; Chordata; Chondrichthyes; Chimaeriformes; Callorhinchidae. The record is from RefSeq and is a predicted model, not a curated record. The coding region runs from base 139 to 1722 and encodes 527 amino acids. Gene Ontology annotation, cellular component: membrane. Gene Ontology annotation, biological process: sodium ion transmembrane transport. The transcript is spliced from 11 exons.